This is a messenger RNA of Kwoniella shivajii, 924 nucleotides long. RefSeq lists its product as uncharacterized. Gene Ontology annotation, cellular component: nucleus. The record is from RefSeq and is a predicted model, not a curated record. Lineage: Eukaryota; Fungi; Basidiomycota; Tremellomycetes; Tremellales; Cryptococcaceae. The transcript is spliced from 6 exons. Bases 1 to 924 code for a protein of 307 amino acids.
AUGUCAAACAAAGAUAAAACUAUCGUCGUAUUUACAGCUACUGGAGCUCAAGGCGGUUCAGUUGUUGAAGAGUUACUCAAAGGUGGAUAUAAAGUAAUUGGGCUGACUAGAAACGUGGAAGGUCAAGGUGCCAAAGGCCUGAAGAGCAAAGGUGUCGAAGUCGCUACGGCUGAUCUAAAAGACGUCGACACAUACAAAGACAGCCUUAAAGGUGCCCAUGGUGCUUUCGUCAAUGCUGACUUCUGGACAAUCUUCAAAGCUCUCAAUUACGAUGUGGCUGCUACCGCGAAAGAGGAAUUCAGACAAGCUACAGAAGCUAUGAAAGCUUGUAAAGAUGCUGGUAUCAAGCAUGUCGUAUACUCAACCCUGGAUGAUAAGACAGAAGCAGCUCACUGGCAAUCCAAGUCUGAUGCAUCCGAUUGGGCGUAUAAAAACAAUAUCCCAAUUACCAACCUUUACAUGACUGCGUACUGGGAGAACAUCUCAAAUUUCAAAAUGAUCCAAGGACCUAAAGAUGAUGGAACCUACACUUUCGGUUUACCUAUGCCUGACAAUACCAAACAUGCAGGAGUCCCCGUUUCUCAAACUGGUUUAUGGGUAAAAACAGCUUUCGACAAUCCCGAUAAAUGGAUCAGUAAAGACAUGUAUGCGGUUACCGGUGAUCCCACAAUCGCAGAAAUGGCAGCUACGCUUUCUGAAAUCAGCGGAAAGAAAGUCGAACCUCUCCACAUGACUAAAAAAGCAUUCAACUCCGAGGAGACCAAGAAACAACUAGGCGAGGAGAUGUGGGACAAUUGGAAUCUAUUCGUUGAGAAUCGAAUCACUCGAGACCCAAAAGCUUCGAUGGAGAACGCUCCUGGCGCCAUGGACUUCAAGGCUUGGGCUAAACAGGAUAAGGGCGUAAAAGAGGCUUUGGGCUUCUAA